UAUAAGCGGAAUCUAAAAUAAAUACAUACCUUUCUUUAUACACAUGUGGACAAUACAAUACAUAUGUAUGUAUCUAAUAUAAACUGCGCAUGUGUUGGGGAUUGAAACUUGCAUUUGGUUCGUCGAAAUAAAGUGGUGUGAUUAGCUCCCCGGCGGCAGUGAUGCAUGUCAAUGCAUCAUACAGAUGCGAUUAAUAUAUUAUUCUGUUUAUUGUUUCUUCUAUUCUUUUAAAAUAAUGACAGAAAACAUUUUUCACUUAUGGAAUCGUCGAUAAAGUGAUGAAAUAAAUACCGGGGGCUUUUUUGUUCUUAAUACAAAAAAAAUAUAUUUCGUGUGUAUAUAUAUUUUUUUAAGGUUAGAGUGCGCGUAUAUUUCAAAUAAAAUAUUAUGGACGAAGUUAGAAUACGUCCAACAGUUUCCAAUCAACAACUAAUGAUUAACGCCGAACAGGAAAUCUCCUCAUCGUCGAGGGAAAUUAAAAAUUCAACAAAUACUAUUGAAAGUAGAACUAUUUCUCUAAAAGAAUGGAUCACCGUUCUUAUUUUGUGCUACGUCAAUUUAAUCAAUUACAUGGACAGAUUUACUAUUGCUGGAAUCCUGGAUGAUGUAAAAGAUGAGUUCCAUAUUAGUAAUGGAGAAGCAGGUCUUUUGCAGACGGCGUUUAUAAUAAGUUAUAUGGCUUUUGCACCUAUUUUUGGAUAUUUGGGUGAUCGUUAUAAUCGAAAAAUUCUAAUGGCUUUAGGAGUAUUUCUUUGGUGCCUCACGACAUUUAUUGGUUCCUAUAUGAAGGCUUAUGGAUGGUUUCUCGUAUUUAGGGCUAUGGUAGGAGUGGGCGAAGCGAGUUAUUCAACAAUUGCCCCUACUAUAAUUAGUGACUUAUUCGUUAAAGAUGUUCGCUCAAAAAUGCUCGCUCUUUUCUAUUUUGCCAUUCCAGUUGGAAGUGGUUUAGGGUACAUAAUCGGGGGAGAAACUGCAAAAGCGACAGGUUCCUGGCAAUGGGGUUUACGAAUAACUCCCAUCUUGGGAAUUGUAGCCAUCAUCUUGAUUCUACUUUUGGUACGAGAUCCAAUCAGAGGCGAAAGAGAGGGCGGUACAAAUAUUGUCAGUACUUCCUGGGCCGAUGAUAUCAGAUCUCUUGUAAAAAAUCACAGUUUUAUGUUAUCCACCGCUGGUUUCACCUGCGUUUCAUUUGUUACUGGUGCCCUGGCAUGGUGGGGACCGACUUUUCUUAAACUAGGAUUAAAAUUAGAAUUAAAUGAUGACAAUGUCGAUCAAGACGAUGUGGCAUACAAGUUCGGAUUAACAGCAAUGGUCGCUGGAUUAUUAGGUGUACCCUUAGGUUCAAUUAUAGCGCAAAAAUUGCGAGUUUAUUAUACACAAACAGAUCCAUUGAUUUGUGCAUUUGGACUUCUUAUUAGUACGCCUCUCGUCUUUUUUGGUAUUGUUAUGGCUGGUAUUAAUUCUACGGCUUGUUAUAUUUUAAUAUUUUUCGGACAAGUUGCUAUUAAUAUUAAUUGGUCCAUUGUUGCCGAUAUGCUGCUGUAUGUCGUAAUUCCUACGAGAAGAUCAUCAGCAGAGGCGCUACAAAUUCUUAUAGCACAUGCUCUUGGUGAUGCAGGAAGUCCCUACAUCAUUGGAGUUUUAUCAGAAGGCAUCAAAUCAAGAAUGAUGACAAAUGUGUCAAGUGGAGUGUCCAACUUAAGUGUGAAUAACAACGAUUUAAUUGAGUACCGAAGUCUACAGUAUUCUCUCUUCAUUACUGUUUUCAUCGAAGUCAUUGGAAGUCUCUUCUUUUUUAUUACAGCAUUAUACAUUCAAAAAGACAAGGCAUUGGUUGAUCUCACCGUUGCUGACCAAUAUCUUGAAACUAAGCAUAAUGGGAAAGCCGAAUCAACGCGUUUGUAAGAUCAUCAAGUUUGGACUCAACUGUAAAAUCUGAUGAAAGUGACUCGGAAACGUCGUUUAUCCUCGAGGAGGAAGGUGAAAAUCGAGCUCAAAAUCCUCUGGUCGAACCCGAUUGAUUAUGAUUAGGAAAUAUUAUAAUAAUAUAGAUUAAUAUUGAAAUGACUUUACCAACUCGAAUUCUGAUUUUCGCUUUAAGAGCAAACAAUUAAGCCAUAAUUAUUAAACAAUUUGGAUUUUUUCAUAAACAGAGAUAAAAAAAAAUUUUCAUUACAAUUUCAUUUUUUUUUUAAACAUUAAAUCAUUAUUGAGUAAUUAUUAUUUAUUUAUAGAAAUAGUAAAUAUCUAGAUAUAAAAAUAGGAAUUUCUUUUCAUUUAGAAUUAUAAGUAUGAAAAUAUAAUUUUAUCUUUUUUUAUGAAGAAUUCCUUAUUUAUUAUAGCUCAAUGGGAAAUUAUAAAUAUCACAGUUUUCACUUAAAAUCAUUUAUUAUUUAUUUAUUUAUAUGCAGAUGGAGAUGGAAAAAGAAAUGCAAUUCGAAAAAAUGACUUUUGUUUAAAAUGAAAUUUAAAUAUUAAUAAUUCGCUGUUUAUUCCAAGUAACCAAAAUGCAAUUUUAUCGCAGAAUUUCUAUAACGAAUUUCUUCAAAUUUUUGAAAAAGAAAUUAAUGAAUCAAUGAAUUUUUUUGUUAAAGUUAUUAAAAAUUGAAAUUUUAA
Leptopilina boulardi is the source of this 2616-nucleotide messenger RNA. RefSeq names its product protein spinster (gene spin). The transcript has 10 exons. Gene Ontology annotation, cellular component: membrane. The record is from RefSeq and is a predicted model, not a curated record. Gene Ontology annotation, molecular function: transmembrane transporter activity. Gene Ontology annotation, biological process: transmembrane transport. The coding region runs from base 388 to 1905 and encodes 505 amino acids. Lineage: Eukaryota; Metazoa; Arthropoda; Insecta; Hymenoptera; Figitidae.